GUCUGGCCUCAGCCCUCCCAGCAGCAUGGCCUUCAGCGGCAAGUUCGAGUUGGAGAGUGAGAAGAAUUAUGACGAGUUCAUGAAGCGCCUGGGUCAAUCCAGCGAGGUGACCGAGAAGGCUCGCAACUUCAAGACCAUCACGGAGAUUCAGCAGAACGGGCAGGACUUCACCUGGGCCCAGUCCUACUCUGGGGGCCACAUCAUGACCAACAAAUUCACCAUUGGCAAGGAAAGUGAGAUACAGACCAUGGGCGGCAAGAAGUUCAAGGCUACCGUGCAGAUGGAGGGCAGUAAGCUGGUGGUGGACUUCCCCAACUAUCACCACACCUCGGAGGUGGUGGGUGACAAGCUGGUGGAGAUCUCCACCGUCGGCGGUGUGACUUAUGAGCGCGUGAGCAAGAGGGUGGCCUGA
Marmota flaviventris (yellow-bellied marmot) is the source of this 412-nucleotide messenger RNA. It is a transcript of the gene Fabp6, whose product is annotated as fatty acid binding protein 6. Gene Ontology annotation, molecular function: lipid binding. The record is from RefSeq and is a predicted model, not a curated record. NCBI's taxonomy places the organism in Eukaryota, Metazoa, Chordata, Mammalia, Rodentia, Sciuridae.